Messenger RNA from Perkinsus marinus ATCC 50983, 318 nucleotides. Its product is annotated as dynein light chain 4, axonemal, putative. Gene Ontology annotation, biological process: microtubule-based process. Gene Ontology annotation, molecular function: dynein light intermediate chain binding; dynein intermediate chain binding. Bases 1 to 318 code for a protein of 105 amino acids. Lineage: Eukaryota; Perkinsozoa; Perkinsida; Perkinsidae. The record is from RefSeq and is a predicted model, not a curated record. The transcript has 4 exons. Gene Ontology annotation, cellular component: dynein complex.
AUGGCUGCCAAGGACAUCCCUGCCGACCUCAAGAAGCAAAUGCAACGGUCAUUGGUGAAGCAUACGGAUAUUGCGGGAGAUACCAGGGGUGAAGUUGUGGACUUAAUUGUGGGGGCGAUCGAUAAGCAUGCCACCCCUGAAGGAGUCAACUUGGAGGCUGCAGCACAAUUGAUUAAAGAUUCUCUCGAUAAGCAAUACGGUCUAGCGUGGCAUUGCGUAAUCGGCAAAGGUUUUAGUUACGACAUCACUGCACAGAACGGUUCGUUGAUGCACUGCUUCUACCAAGGGGAUAUAGCCGUUUUGGUCUUCAAGUGCUGA